AAGUGACACAAGUGCUGGCUCCAUUCAGCUCUGAGUUGACUGACUCACUGCUAUCUAUUAGCCAGUAUGCCGCAGAGAAAGAGGAGUUUCACUUUUGGAGCCUAUGGAGGAGUGGACAAGACAUUCGCCAAGGCCAGAAGCAUAUGGAAACAAGAUGGGAGUGACCCCCGGAUAUCUGCGACACUAGAGCCCCAGCUGUUCCAGCCCACGCUCCCAUACACCAGCUCACCAAUCCACAAGACCACAGAUUUAUUUGAAAUGAUUGAAAAGAUGCAGGGCAACAGGAUGGAUGAGCAGAGAUGCACCUUUCCACCACCGCUCAAGACGGAGGAGGACUACAUUCCGUACCCAAGUGUCCACGAGGUGUUGGGGAGAAAAUGCCCUUUCCCUCUCAUCCUCCUGCCACAGUUUGGAGGCUACUGGAUCGAGGGGACCAACCACGAGCUGAGUGAUACAGUGGACACAGAGCAGCUCCAGCCUCUGUCUCCGACCACCCGCACCAAGCUGGAAUGUAACACAACGGCUACACUCUUCCGGAAACACUUCCUGGGAAAGGAACACUUUAAUUACUAUUCAGUGGACAGUGCCCUAGGACAUCUGGUGUUCUCCCUAAAAUACGAUGUGAUUGGUGACCAGGAACAUCUCCGUCUAAUGCUCAGGACAAAGCUGAAAACCUACCAUGAUGUGAUCCCCAUAUCGUGUCUCACAGAGUUUCCCAAUGUGGUCCAAAUGGCCAAGCUUGUCUGCGAAGAGGUCAAUGUGGACCGCUUUUUUCCUGUCCUUUACCCAAAAGCUUCAAGACUAAUUGUCACCUUUGAUGAGCACGUGAUAAGCAACAAUUUCAAGUUCGGGGUCAUCUAUCAAAAGUUUGGACAGACUUCAGAGGAAGAGCUGUUUGGCAACAGUGAAGAGAGUCCUGCCUUUGUAGAAUUCCUGGAGUUUCUAGGAGAGAGAAUUGAACUGCACAACUUUAAAGGUUUCCGCGGAGGGUUGGACGUGACUCAUGGGCAGACUGGCACAGAAUCUGUCUACUGCAACUACCGCAACAAAGAGGUCAUGUUCCAUGUGUCCACAAAGCUGCCUUACACAGAAGGGGACACCCAGCAGUUGCAGAGAAAAAGGCACAUAGGAAAUGACAUCGUAGCCAUUGUAUUCCAAGAAGAAAAUACUCCAUUUGUACCAGACAUGAUCGCCUCCAACUUCCUCCACGCUUACGUUGUGGUCCAAGUGGUCAACCCCUGUUCUGACAAUGUUCUCUAUAAGGUGUCAGUGACUGCACGGGAUGAUGUACCUUUCUUUGGCCCAGCGCUCCCAAACCCUGCUUUCUUUAAAAAAGGCCCUGAAUUCCAUGAAUUCCUUUUUACUAAGCUAAUCAAUGCAGAGUACGCCUGCUACAAAGCUGAGAAAUUUGCCAAAUUGGAGGAACGAACAAGGUCGGCCUUGUUAGAGACCCUUUACGAGGAGCUCCAUGUGAACAGCCAGGCCAUAAUGGGAGUUGGAGGAGAGGACGACAAACUGGAAAACGGGAGUGCAGGAGGAGGGGGCUUCUUUGAGUCUUUCAAGCGAGUGGUCCGCAGCAGGAGCCAGUCUAUGGAUGCCAUGGGUCUUACUUUCAAGAAGCCGCACACAGUCUCCACUAGCCUGAGCAGCACCUUUAACCACAACCCCGCAGACAGCCCCAAAUUCCCAGGGAUAUCAUUGCUUGUCCCAGGCAAAAGUCCCAGUAAAUAUGGACGCCGAGGCAGUGCCAUAGGGAUAGGAACAGUAGAAGAGUCUUUGAUAAUCCCUGGGAAAAGCCCAACCAGGAAAAAGUCUGGGCCUUUCAGCUCCAGGCGAAGCAGUGCCAUUGGUAUUGAAAACAUUCAAGAAGUCCAGGAGAAGAGUAGUAGAGAUAACUCUCCGAAUACUCAGAAGACCCCUGACAGUGGCCACGUCUCUCAAGACCCCAAAUCUGACAACUCAUCCAAUCAGAGCUCUCCGGAGGUGCUCACAACCACCAAGAACAGUUCUUAUCUCGUUGGCAGGGCUCCAUCCAUCCCUGAGGGUCACGACCUCUCCCGCUCCUCCUCCAACGCCAGCAGCUUUGCCAGUGUGGUGGAGGAGAAUGAGACAGAGGCCACAGAGGACUAUGACACUGGCAUGGAGAGUCUGUCGUCUGCUGGGACGCCACACAAGCGAGACUCCCUCACCUACAGCACCUGGCUGGAAGACAGCAUCAGCAGCACCAGUAACACGAGUCGUGGAAGCUCCCCAGGGCCGGGCAAGCCUGAUCGAGGGAAGGCGACAGACAUUCGUAUCAAACUGGAACGAUCGAAUGAUCAUCAGUCCUCAUCAAACUGUUAGCUCCACAUACCUGGUUGUAUCCUGGAUCUCCAUCUUCAGCAUUCCCAUAAGUCACAAUCCUUCUGGGAGACGAGAGAAUUGCAGACAUUCGCCGUGACCAGUGACGAGAAGGAAGAUGGUGGAAGACUGAAAAAGGAACGAGAAAGCAGAUGGAGCCUGGCCAGUCUGCUGCUCAGUGAGGCAGGAGUGCAGCAUAUCCAGAAACCUGAGGGACACUGGAGAGGAUGACGCACAGAGAGGGGCCAGCUUUUGCACAGUGUUGUUUCCUUUCACUUUUUUCUUUGCCUCUUCACACAUCUGUUGCCUAGUUUUAUGUUUUUCUACCUGACCUUUGUUUUCACAUUUUAUCAGAACAAUGUAAUUGUUUUAUUUGUAAGAGGUAUCACUAUAAUUCAGUUUGUCUUGUUGAAGCCUUGGUGUGCUGGCUAUACAGGGUGAAGCAAGGUAAAGACAGUGCUAUCAUGCUCUCUGUUGAGACUGUGAGAAGGAUUGUUGCUGCAACAUUGAGAACAAGUUCCUGGAUGAUUUCACCAAAUCAACCAAGGCAUUGGCUUAACAAAGAUCUUUAAUGUAUACAUAAUACCAAAUAUUUAGCAUCAAAGAUGAGUAUUUUCUAACAAAACAUUCAAUGUGAUACCAAGUUGCUCUGCUGGAUGCUGUUUACUGUGAAGAUUUUCUUGGUGAAAUCCUGAUAUGAGGACAGUAUAGCUGCAGCAAAACAACUGUACUCUUCCAUCUGCUUCCCAUAUUUCCACAAGAUUAGCUCUUAAACUUAACACCACAGGUCACAGUAAAGAUAGCAAUGUAUCGUAAAUAAACUGAAAUGGCCUUAAAUAAACUAUUUCCUCGUUCUUCAGAUUUAUUUUACCUCACUUCUUUCACUCAUGUGUUCUACAGCCAAGUGUGGGACAGCAGUAUUAGGUUAAAUGUAAAAUUAAUAUAUUUAGAAUCAUUUUAAGGACACUAUUUUAUUUUGAAAAAUGGUGGCAUAAUUCAGUUGUACCUCAGCACUGUCUGUAUAGUCUGCUAACAUAUUGAUAUAUCCAUCACUGAGUGAUUUAACCGCUUUGUCCGUCUUGAAUGUUGGUGCAAACACCAGUCUCAACAUUAAGUUCUCAGAUAUUUUUUCUCUUUAAAAUGUUUUUUUUUUUUUUAUUUAUUGAUUUGGAUCAUGUUAAACUGGCAUUUACAGCCCACAUGUUAUACUGUACCUCUAUGGUGACUCCAUUCAGCUCAUUUGUCAUAUGCUUAUAUUGUAUGUGUUGCUUUGACGUGAAUUCUAAUGUUGUCAUCUGUAAAUCUCUGUCAAUUUUCAGGGGUCUUUCAGUGCAGUAAAUUUGCAAUGCAAUUAUAAUAAAACAGUGAAUAUUUAUUUGCUUUGAAAGUAAGAAAACAACUCCGAAUACAACUACUGAUUUUGUAAAUAGAUAUUUAGUUGGAGUACAUAGUGUAUAAUGUAUAGACCAUUGACUCAGCAUUGGAUUGACCAACACCUUGAAAUUACUGCCAAGUUAACAAUUUUACUGUUGUUUUAUUUCCCGCACCCUUGGUUUUCAAUAUUAUUUUGAGAGAGUUUUAUAGAAUACAAUUAUUUUCAAAGCUAUUCAGACUGUUCUGUAAAAGGGAAACGCUCACAGUACAUCCUGCUGAUCAUUUCAGUUGCCUUAUGUCACAAACUGAUGGUGUAAGUAUAGCUAGAGAAUCAAAUAGUUAUUAGCCAGCAGGAUUGACAAUGAAAUGAAUGUUUUGUUCUUGCUGUUUUUAUUGUAAAUAAAUGCCCUGAAAACUU
This is a messenger RNA of Stegastes partitus (bicolor damselfish), 4132 nucleotides long. Its product is annotated as rap1 GTPase-activating protein 1-like. Gene Ontology annotation, molecular function: GTPase activator activity. The record is from RefSeq and is a predicted model, not a curated record. The coding region runs from base 67 to 2343 and encodes 758 amino acids. Gene Ontology annotation, cellular component: cytoplasm. The transcript is spliced from 26 exons. NCBI's taxonomy places the organism in Eukaryota, Metazoa, Chordata, Actinopteri, Pomacentridae. Gene Ontology annotation, biological process: regulation of small GTPase mediated signal transduction.